Molecule: messenger RNA, 1885 nt
Organism: Lasiosphaeria miniovina
Lineage: Eukaryota; Fungi; Ascomycota; Sordariomycetes; Sordariales; Lasiosphaeriaceae
Product: Aldehyde/histidinol dehydrogenase
Exons: 4
Coding region: 225-1655 (476 amino acids)
Molecular function (GO): aldehyde dehydrogenase (NAD+) activity
Source: RefSeq, a predicted model, not a curated record
UGCUUCAGAAAGGAAUCAGGCAGAGCUGCCGUGGGUGGGUGGCUAUUCCAUGUUACCGCUUAUCCGGAAGACAGCACAUUAUAUCAACCCGGCUUGAUCUGUCCUCUUGCCCCAGUCUCUCUUCCUCUCUUAUAUGACUCUGGCGAAUACGUGUGUGUGGCCCAUCCAGUCUACCCCAAUAGCCAAUUCUUCCCCGUCUCUCAGAAAACCCCCGGGUCGCCAAGAUGCAGCCCCAGUUCUUCAACGUCAUCAAUGAUGAGCUCCGGGGAAGCGAGAAGACCCACGCCGUGACGGACCCACGGACCGAAGAGAACCUUUGGCCCUGCCCCAUUGCCUCGACCGACGACUUUGAGGAUGCCGUCGCUGCGGCCCGGAAGGCCUUCACCACCUGGUCGCGGACAACCGUCGCCGAGCGCCAGGCCCUCCUCGUGAAGCUGGCCGAGGUACUCGAGCAGAACGCUGGCGAGCUCGCCGAGAUCCUCGCAAGGGAGACGGGAAAGUCGCAAAUCGUCGCCUCCAUAGACGUGAACGGCUCCAUUGCCCAGUGCCUGUACUAUUCCCAGAAUGCCCUGGAAGACGAGGUGCAGUUCGAGGACGAGACCACAAAGGUGGUGGCCACGCACAUCCCGCUCGGCGUAGUCGGAGCCAUCUGCCCGUGGAACUUCCCGCUCAUCCUGAGCAACAUCAAGGUGGUGGCUUCGCUGGUGACGGGCAACUGCGUCAUCCUCAAGCCGUCGCCGUUCACGCCGUACGCCGUCAUGAAGUGGACGGAGCUGAGCCGUGGGAUCCUGCCGCCGGGGGUGUUCCAGGUGCUCAACGGCGGGGCGGACCUCGGGGCGCUCAUGACGCUGCACCCGGGCAUCGACAAGAUCAGCUUCACGGGCACGACGGCCACGGGCAAGCGCGUCAUGGCCAGCUGCGCCAAGACGCUCAAGAAGGUGACGCUCGAGCUGGCGGGCAACGACGCGUGCAUCGUGUGCGCCGACGCCGACCUCGACCGCGCCGUGCCCAGCGUCGCCAGCGGCGGCUUCUUCAACGCCGGCCAGGUGUGCGUGGCCAGCAAGCGCAUCUACGUGCACGAGUCCAUCUACGACGACUUCCUCGCCCGCCUUGUCAAGGAGGUCGAGGCCAGCUACGCCAUCCAGGAGGACAGCGCCGCCCCGAGCGUCUUCGGGCCCGUCUCCAACAAGAUGCAGUUCGACGUCGUCAAGGGCAUCAUCGAGGACUGCCGCGCCAACGGCUACAACAUUGUCUCGGGCGCCGCCGCCGCCGCCUCCGCCAAGCCUGCCACUGCCAAGGGCUUCUGGCUCCCGCCGACCAUUGUGUCCAAGCCGCCCGAGAACUCGGUGCUGGUCAAGGAAGAGCAGUUUGGCCCCAUCCUGCCCAUCCUAUCAUGGUCCGACGAGGACGACGUGGUCCGGCGGUCGAACCUGGCCAACGCGGGGCUGGGCGCGUCCGUGUACUCGGCCGACCUAGCGCAGGCGGAGCGCAUCGCGCGGCGGCUCGAGGCCGGCGGCGUGUGGAUCAACCAGUUCGAGCGCCCCAACUUUGGCGCCUUCUUCGGCGGCAUCAAGGACAGCGGCUUCGGCGGCGAGAUGGGCAAGCAGGGCCUGCUCUCGUACGCCUACACGCAGUGUCUGCACUUUGCCAAGUGAGUUGAGUUGCUGUGUGCGAGAGAAAGGGGGAUUGGUGGUGUUGUGAGACGGAGGUAUAUAGUAAAGGGGCAAAGCCGCCGUGAAUAUGCGCUGUUUUUUUUUGUGUCCUCUGCAGGAGGCAGUGCUGGAUAUCUCCUUAUCUGUAUCUAAUGACGACGCCGUAGGGAGGAGGAUGUUCUUUCUACGGAUACUAUCUUCUAUAUACUUCUAUAUACAUAUUCCCAACGGCC